Molecule: messenger RNA, 1558 nt
Organism: Linepithema humile (Argentine ant)
Lineage: Eukaryota; Metazoa; Arthropoda; Insecta; Hymenoptera; Formicidae
Product: WD repeat domain phosphoinositide-interacting protein 4-like
Biological process (GO): nucleophagy; autophagy of mitochondrion; protein localization to phagophore assembly site
Cellular component (GO): extrinsic component of membrane; phagophore assembly site membrane; cytosol
Molecular function (GO): phosphatidylinositol-3-phosphate binding; protein binding; phosphatidylinositol-3,5-bisphosphate binding
Source: RefSeq, a predicted model, not a curated record
CUUCCUGCAUUGUGCUAUUCGUGGUGUUUCUCUGUGUUCGUCAUGUUUGCUGUGUUAUGAGAAAGCACUUGUUGACUGUAAAUAAUAGGGUUGUCUAGAUUUGAUUCGAUUUAAUCAUGAUACGAUUUAAUCGUAUAAACGUGAGAUGGAUUUAACAUUUAUGUUGCUGCUAAAAAUCAAUUCUUAAGAAAAAUCCGGAUUUUGUUAUACAUCAAACUACUUUUACUUGUAUUGACUUUUUGUUGACAAACUACGAGAAUAACGAUGGCUGCGAGAGGCAUUCAUAGUUUAAGAUUUAAUCAGGAUCAAGGAUGCUUUACAUGUUGCAUGGAGUCCGGAUUGAGAAUUUACAACGUUGAACCACUGGUUGAGAAAGCUCAUUUUGACAAUGAUUUAAUGGGAAGCAUUUCCAUAGCCGAAAUGCUAUGGAGGACGAAUGUGAUCGCUGUGGUGGGCGGUGGAAAUCGUGCUAAAUUUGCCGACAACACCGUCUUGAUUUAUGAUGAUCUAUCAAAAAAGUUUGUUAUGGAAGUCACAUUUACCAGUCCUAUCAAAGCAGUCAGAUUACGAAGAGACAAAAUGGUAGUGGCGCUGCAGCGAGAGAUUCAUGUCUUUUCGUUUCCCACACCCGUUCGGAGGUUACUGACGCUGGAAACUAGAGACAAUCCCAUGGGCUUGGUAGAAAUAGCAACAUUUGCCACAGCGCAGAAACAAUUGCUGGCUUUUCCUGGUCACAAACUGGGCAGUGUACAGUUGGUAGAUCUUGGAGCUACAGAGGCUGGAAGUUCCAGUGCUCCUGUUACUCUUUCAGCACAUCAGGGUGCACUGGCUUGUCUGGCGGUCAAUGGUAAUGGGACCAUGAUUGCAACUGCAUCUGCUCAGGGAACCCUGAUUAGAGUGUGGGAUUCUGUGCGCAGGAGUUUGUUAGUGGAAUUAAGACGAGGUGCCGACCCGGCUACACUCUAUUGUAUAACUUUUAGCAGGGACUCAGAGUUUUUAUGCGUCUCAAGCGACAAAGGAACGAUACAUAUAUUCGCCCUGAAAAACACCAGCUUGAACCGACGAUCUACUUUCUCGAACAUGGGUUUUCUCGGUAAUUAUGUUGAGAGUCAGUGGGCAUUGGCUACAUUCACAGUGCCUCCGGAAUGCGCGUGCGUUUGUGCAUUUGGUACACACAAUUCUGUGAUAGCUGUAUGUAUGGACGGAACUUUCCACAAGUACGUCUUCACAGCAGAAGGUAAUUGCAAUCGGCAAGCAUUCGACGUCUUCCUCGACGUGUGUGACGACGAUGAUUUCUAACAUAAGGCCUACUGCGUGUGUAUGUGUGUUUAGUUACGGAGUUAUGUACUUGCAACAAAAUUUCUAGUCGGUUCACGAACGAAAUAUCCUGUAUGUGAUAAUUGUACAGGUAAUCGAAUCGCCGAUUACGUAGAAAGUGCAUAAAGUCAUGUUAAGAAGGUUAAUAUUCAUGCAGUUUUCAAGUACAAUUUUUUGUAUGCACUUUCUGCAAUUAAUUGUACAGUUGUAAUAAAUAUUAAUAGACAUUUAUUUUAUACAA